Molecule: messenger RNA, 3185 nt
Organism: Camellia sinensis
Lineage: Eukaryota; Viridiplantae; Streptophyta; Magnoliopsida; Ericales; Theaceae
Source: RefSeq, a predicted model, not a curated record
CAGAGAGAGAUAAAAUAAAAAAAAAAUACAUAAUUGGAUUAUAAAAUAUUAGAUAGUACUGUCUACCACUAUAGCUCAACCUCACUCUCUUCGUCUUCUUCUUCUUAGCGUUGACACAGAAGCACACACUUAGGGUUCUUGCUCUUCACAGGUUAGGAUCUGGUAAUGGAUACAUUUGAAAAAGAUGGAAAUGGUACAACAGAAUCUUUGCCACCUCCUCCACCUGUUCCCGCAGACGUUGUUCCGAUGCGAGCAGAAGCAGAUAAUGCUCCUGAACCAGUUAAGAAUAAGGCUGUGCGUGUCCCAAUGGCUAGGCGUGGUGUGGGAUCCAAGGGACAAAAAAUUCCGAUCCUAACUAAUCACUUCAAAGUGAAUGUAACCAAUGUUGAUGGGCACUUCUUCCACUAUAGUGUUUCAGUUUCUUAUGAAGAUGGCCGUCCAGUUGAUGGCAAAGGUGCUGGAAGAAGAGUGAUUGAAAGAGUUCAUGAGACUUAUGACACGGAGCUGGCAGGAAAGGACUUCGCUUAUGAUGGUGAGAAGAGCUUGUUCACCAUCGGUCCUCUUCCUCGGAACAAACUUGAAUUCACUGUUGUGCUUGAGGAUGUUUCAUCAAAUAGAAAUAAUGGAAAUCGCAGCCCCGGAAGUCCAAAUGGAAAUGAUCGAAAGAGACAACGAAGGCCAUACCAAUCUAAAACUUUUAAGGUGGAAAUUAGCUUUGCAGCUAAAAUUCCUAUGCAGGCCAUUGCAAAUGCAUUGCGUGGUCAUGAGUCGGAGAACUCUCAGGAAGCCCUAAGAGUUCUGGAUAUUAUUCUGAGACAGCAUGCUGCAAAACAGGGUUGCCUCCUUGUUCGUCAAUCUUUCUUUCACAACGACCCGAGGAACUUUGCAGAUGUGGGGGGUGGUGUACUUGGCUGCAGGGGAUUCCAUUCUAGUUUCCGAACUACCCAGGGUGGCUUGUCUCUGAACAUAGAUGUAUCUACCACCAUGAUUAUCCAGCCCGGGCCAGUUGUGGAUUUUCUGAUUGCAAACCAAAAUGUAAAAGAUCCCUUUUCAAUUGACUGGGCGAAGGCCAAACGUACGCUAAAGAAUUUGAGGAUAAAGACAAGUCCCUCAAAUUCUGAGUGCAAAAUAACUGGAUUGAGUGAGAAGCCCUGCAAAGAGCAAAUGUUUUCUUUAAAGCAAAAGGGAAAGGAUGAUGAUGGCGAAGUUCAAACACUUGAAGUGACUGUCUAUGAUUAUUUUGUGAAUUACCGCAACAUAGAGUUGCGUUAUUCUGCUGAUCUGCCAUGCAUUAAUGUUGGGAAGCCAAAGCGCCCUACUUACUUCCCUCUUGAGCUUUGUUCCUUGGUGUCAUUACAACGCUAUACAAAAGCACUGUCAACUUUUCAAAGAGCUUCACUAGUGGAGAAAUCAAGACAAAAGCCACAAGAAAGGAUGAAAGUAUUGACUGAUGCUCUUAAAAUCAACAAUUAUGAUGCUGAGCCUAUGCUGCGGUCUUGUGGAAUUUCAAUCAGUAGUAACUUCACCCAAGUUGAAGGCCGAGUGCUCCCAGCUCCAAGGUUGAAAGUGGGAAAUGGAGAAGACUUCUUUCCUCGAAAUGGCCGGUGGAAUUUUAAUAAUAAGAAACUAGUGGACCCAACAAAGAUAGAGCGCUGGGCUGUUGUAAACUUUUCGGCUCGGUGCGACGUACGUGGCCUUGUUAGAGAUAUGAUCAAAUGUGGAGACAUGAAAGGAAUUCAUGUCGAACCUCCAUUUGAUGUAUUUGAAGAGAAUGCUCAAAAUCGACGGGCCCCACCUCUGGUUAGGGUGGAAAAGAUGUUUGAACAGAUACAAUCCAAACUUCCAGGGGCUCCUCAAUUUCUUCUUUGUCUUCUUCCGGAGCGGAAGAACUCUGAUCUUUAUGGUCCAUGGAAGAAAAAGAAUCUUGCUGAUUUUGGAAUUGUAACUCAAUGCAUUGCACCAACAAGAGUCAAUGACCAAUAUUUGACAAACGUUCUCCUCAAGAUCAAUGCAAAGCUGGGUGGGUUGAACUCAAUGUUAGCUGUUGAACAUGCUCCUUCUAUUCCCUUGGUAUCCAAGGUUCCCACCCUAAUUCUUGGUAUGGAUGUCUCACAUGGCUCUCCUGGCCAGUCUGAUAUACCAUCAAUUGCUGCGGUAGUGAGCUCGAGGCACUGGCCUCUGAUUUCACGAUAUAGGGCAUCAGUCCGCACACAGUCCCCCAAGGUUGAGAUGAUAGAUUCCUUGUAUAAGCGUGUUUCUGACACCGAAGAUGAAGGCAUAUUUAGGGAGCUUUUACUGGAUUUCUAUGUUAGUUCGGGGAAAAGGAAGCCUGAUCAAAUUAUCUUAUUCAGGGAUGGAGUGAGUGAAUCACAGUUCAAUCAAGUUCUAAACAUCGAACUCGAUCAAAUUAUCGAGUCCUGCAAGUUCCUUGAUGAGAAGUGGUCGCCCAAGUUUGUCGUGAUUGUUGCGCAGAAAAAUCACCAUACAAAAUUUUUCCAGCCAGGAUCUCCUGACAAUGUUCCCCCAGGGACAGUGAUAGACAACAAAGUUUGUCAUCCACGGAACAAUGAUUUUUACAUGUGUGCACAUGCUGGAAUGAUUGGGACUACAAGGCCAACACAUUACCACGUCCUGUUAGAUGAGGUUGGCUUUUCAGCUGAUGACCUCCAGGAACUUGUGCAUUCCCUGUCAUACGUGUACCAGAGAAGCACUACUGCAAUUUCUGUAGUCGCUCCAAUAUGUUAUGCCCACUUGGCUGCCACUCAGAUGGGGCAGUUUAUGAAAUUUGAGGACAUGUCAGAAACUUCCUCAAGCCACGGUGGAGUGACAUCUGCUGGAGCUGUUCCUGUCCCUCAGUUGCCCCGAUUGCAAGAGAAUGUGUGCAAUUCCAUGUUCUUCUGUUAAGGCUUGAAAGCCCCAUAAGCUUUUCUCUCCUUGUGUAAAAACGGUAGGUUAGAUGUAUGGUUGUAUAUAGUAAGUAUCUGGCUUGUUGUGUGACUUUUGACCCAAGCAGUAACUUGGAUCCUUUUAGUUUAUUUGGUGUGACUGUCCUCUUGACUCAAAACAGCACUUGGAUCCUGUUUGUUUCCAUGGUGUAUCAGUACUCCGUUUCUGUUUUGACACCAUGGUUUGUUUAUGUUCUGGCUAUGCCUGCUUUGCUCCUUUGUUGCUUGGUUGCAAAUUUA